Messenger RNA from Kockovaella imperatae, 930 nucleotides. Its product is annotated as 3-oxo-5-alpha-steroid 4-dehydrogenase-domain-containing protein. Lineage: Eukaryota; Fungi; Basidiomycota; Tremellomycetes; Tremellales; Cuniculitremaceae. Gene Ontology annotation, biological process: very long-chain fatty acid biosynthetic process. Gene Ontology annotation, molecular function: protein binding; oxidoreductase activity, acting on the CH-CH group of donors. The record is from RefSeq and is a predicted model, not a curated record. Bases 1 to 930 code for a protein of 309 amino acids. The transcript is spliced from 7 exons.
AUGGUGUCACUCACUGUCUCCGUGCCAAACAAGGGUUCAGUCCCCUUCACAUUCGAUCGUCAGCCCGUCAGCAAGUUGACGGUCGGAGAGGUCAAAGCUGCCAUCCACUCCAAAUACCCAAAGUAUGUACCGAAUAGACAGCGUUUGACCAUCGAUGUGGACGGUAAAAAAGUUGCACUGGUCGACGAUGAGAACACCUUGUCCUCUUAUGGUGUCUCCGAUGGAUCCGCAUUGCGCAUGAAGGACUUGGGGAGGCAGACGGGCUACAAGUGGUUAUACAUCUGGGAAUAUGCCGGCGUCAUCUUCCUCAAUCCUUUGUUCUUGCACUUCUCUCAUCACCUUUGGGGUCGAUACGAGCCUUCAACUCUUCAAUUGACCGUUCGGAAUCUGACCAUCCUACAUUUCGUCAAGAGGGAAUUCGAGUCCAUCUUCAUUCAUACUCAUUCACGACCUACCCUCCCACUAUCUUAUGUCUUCCGCAAUGUCCUGUACUACUGGGGCGUUGUUGGAAUCCUCAUGGGCUUGACCCUGUAUCGCCCGGCAUAUGGCGCUCGUGCACUGCAAGGAUCAAUACUGAACGAUUCGAGAUGGAUCAACUUUUGGGGAUUCUUCAUCCUCAUCUGCGAAAACUUAAACUUUUACACUCAUUAUCACCUUUCGACACUCCGUCAACCCAAGGGUAAGCCGAGAAAGUACCCCACAGGAUUUGGUUUCGGGACGGCAGUAUGCGCAAACUACUGGUUUGAGACUUUGGGCGUGCUAGGCCUGUUGAUCAUGACUGGCUUCGACCUCGGCACCCUUGUGUACAACAUCAUUGCUAUUUACUUCAUGUUCCGCUGGAGUGGGCAAAAGUACGCUCGAUACAAAAAGGAAUUUGACCCAAAGAUCUUCCCUGGGAAGCGAUACAAGUUCUUCCCGCCUCUCUACUAG